GUGUCAUUUUGUACAUUCUGCUGGUCGGUUACCCACCAUUCUGGGAUGAAGACCAACAUAGACUAUACCAACAAAUCAAAGCCGGGGCCUAUGAUUUCCCGUCUCCAGAGUGGGACACUGUGACACCCGAAGCGAAAGACCUCAUCAACAAGAUGCUGACAAUCAACCCCGCGAAACGCAUCACUGCCGGAGAGGCCCUCAAACACCCCUGGAUCUCGCAUCGUGCUACAGUGGCCUCUUGCAUGCACAGGCAAGAGACAGUAGACUGCUUGAAGAAGUUCAAUGCAAGAAGGAAGCUCAAG
Molecule: messenger RNA, 302 nt
Organism: Chiloscyllium plagiosum (whitespotted bambooshark)
Lineage: Eukaryota; Metazoa; Chordata; Chondrichthyes; Orectolobiformes; Hemiscylliidae
Source: RefSeq, a predicted model, not a curated record